AGGUGGGCGGGCCGGGCAGGGCCGGGUGCCGCGGGCCUGGGGCUUCUCGCACUGUCGCGCUGGCCAUGGAGCCGCGGGCCCCCGGCGAGGUGCGCAUGAGCCAGGCGGUGCAGCCGGCGCACGCCAACGCCCGCGGCGAGCUGAGCGCGGGGCAGCUGCUCAAGUGGAUCGACAUCACCGCCUGCCUGGCGGUUUGGUUGUUUUUCUUUUUUUGUUUUGUUUUGUUUUUUACCAGAGUUGGACAAGUUAUAACCAUCAAAGCAAAAGUCACUAGAGCAUUCAGCACAAGCAUGGAGAUCAGUGUCAAGGUCACGGUACAGGAUGUGUUCACUGGCAUUGAGAAGCUUGUUAGCGUGGCUUUCUCUACAUUUGUAGCCAAACCAGUUGGAAAAGAAAAGAUUCAUUUAAAACCAGUGACACUUUUAACUGAACAAGAUCAUGUGGAACAUAAUCUGGCUACUGAGAGAAGGAAAGUUCGGUUACAGCAUGAAGAUACCUUUAACAACUUAAUGAAGGAAAGUAGCAAGUUUGAUGAUCCCAUUAGUGAUGAAGAGGAAGGAAUGGUUUCCACAAAGGGCACUGUGGUUCAGAGCAUUGAACUUGUGCUCCCACCGCACGCAAAUCAUCAUGGAAAUACCUUUGGUGGCCAGAUUAUGGCUUGGAUGGAGACAGUGGCUACUAUUUCUGCAAGCCGCCUGUGUCAGGCGCAUCCUCUUCUGAAGUCUGUGGAUAUGUUUAAGUUCCGGGGACCAUCUACAGUUGGAGACCGUCUUGUCUUCAAUGCCAUUGUCAACAAUACGUUUCAGACCUGUGUCGAAGUUGGAGUGCGAGUGGAGGCCUUUAACUGUCUGGAAUGGGCCGAGGGUCAAGGCCGCCACAUCAACAGUGCUUUUCUCAUUUAUAAUGCUGUUGAUGAUAAAGGAGAAUUCAUCACAUUUCAAAGAAUCAAGCCCAUUUCAAAGGAUGAUUUUAGACGGUAUCGGGGAGCUAUGGCACGUAAGAGAAUUCGCCUAGGCAGAAAAUAUGUUAUUUCCCACAAAGAAGAAAUUCCACUUUGCAUACACUGGGAUAAAAGCAAGCAGGCAUCUCUGAGUAAUGGCAAUGUGGAGGCUCUCAAAACACUGGCGGCCAAAAAGGGUUGGGAGGUUACCAGCGCCGUGGGAAAGACAAAACUAUAUACUCUGGAAGAGCAAGAUGUUCUAUCUGUUUGGGUUGAAAAGCACGUGAAAAGUCCAGCCCAUUUGGCUUAUCAGCUCUUGUCUGACUUUACAAAACGACCUUUGUGGGACCCCCAUUACAUGUCCUGUGAAGUCAUCGACUGGGUGAGUGAAGAUGAUCAGAUAUAUUACAUCACCUGUCUUAUAGUGAAUGGUGACAAACCUAAAGACUUCGUAGUGCUUGUAUCACGAAGAAAGCCUCUCAAAGAUGAUAACACUUACGCAGUGGCAAUGAAGUCCGUCAUUUUGCCAUCGGUCCCACCGUCUCCACAGUAUGAAAGGAGUGAAAUUAUAUGUGCGGGAUUUCUCAUCCACGCCAUUGACAGCAGUUCAUGCACUGUAUCUUACUUUAACCGUGUUUCUGCUAGCAUCCAUCCGUACUUUGCUGGAAAUAUUGGUGGCUGGUCAAAAUCCAUUGAAGAAACAGCAGCCUCUUGUAUACAGUACAUAGAGAAUACUAUUGAUGAUAGGUUUACAAGCACAUUUUAAAUGAUCAACUUUCAGUUACCUGUAAUUUAGAUUCCCAUUUUUAAUUCCAAGGACCCUUAGCCCGGACACUUAAGAGCUUUAAAAUUCUAUUUUAGGUUAUCUGAGGCUCUGCCUCUUCCAGGGGCACAGAAAAUUGAAAGUUGCCUGUGUAUGUAAUAUUUCUGGUUCUAUAAAAUGGCACAAAUUGAGUUAAAAUUAUCAUAAACAGUUUUAGUUUACAGAGAUGAAAUGUGUGUUCUGCUUGAAAUUUUAAAAAAUUUUAUAGUCUGAAAUGACAAUUUGCUAAGUUGACUAGUUGAUUAACGUGUGGCAUUGCUCCAUGUGCAGCCGGUAUCUGUAUGUCAGGAUCAUCUGAUAAGAUACAUUACCUAGUAUUACAUAUUCUAGAGCUUUAAAUUAGGAAGACAUUAAAACAUAAUGGAAUAUAAUCAAUUUUACUAAUAGGAACAACUUUACUAGUGUCAUUUAACAUAUAUUCCAGGUGGCUCACUGAUUUAGUAUCUAUUGCUAUAUACACACACAUAAAGUGCCUGCAAAUGUGAUACUGUAGAGAAAGAGAAUAUUGACUGAGUUCUUCUUUCAUAAUCAUUACAUUAGCACUCUACUCCCUAGACUUCAGCAUUCAUUAUUCUACUCUGUGAUUUGUCUUAACUCAUAAGACAGACCAGAACAUGUCAAGUUAGCCUCCUUGGAAGGACGAAUUUUAAAAGUCGAAGGAGUUUUCCAUUAGAGGCUAGAGCAUUUAACCGAUUAGAUACAUCCUGCUGUCAGUUUGCCAAAUCUCUACCUCUGCUCCCCUGCCCACUCCCCACCCAAUCACACAGUCUAAGCCUGGUUAUAAUUAUUUUUAUUUUUCCUGUGUCAGCAGGUUUUCAUUUAUAUGGACUGCUCUGCAAUUUAAUGAAUUAACAUUUAUACACAAUAGGAAAAGUAGAUAUGUGGAUUAA
This is a messenger RNA of Propithecus coquereli (Coquerel's sifaka), 2653 nucleotides long. RefSeq names its product acyl-CoA thioesterase 12 (gene ACOT12). Gene Ontology annotation, molecular function: lipid binding; acetyl-CoA hydrolase activity. The coding region runs from base 66 to 1706 and encodes 546 amino acids. NCBI's taxonomy places the organism in Eukaryota, Metazoa, Chordata, Mammalia, Primates, Indriidae. The record is from RefSeq and is a predicted model, not a curated record. Gene Ontology annotation, cellular component: extracellular exosome. The transcript is spliced from 14 exons.